GCGCUGUCUAUGGUGAUCGCUACAACAAACAAAAUGGAGACGUAAACACACGAAUUUGCCUAAUUCAACGGGAAAAAAAACUGCGAAAUGCCUAGCCACAAACAUUCAAGUGGAAAGUUACUGAGGCGGCCAUUGGCGCCCCUAACACCACCAGCCACACAGCCGUCAGGAUCCAUCAUAGGUCCCUCCAAGAAAACCCAGAAUGGAAAGCAUCAGAGCAGAAGCCUGCCCUCUUUGUCCAGUCUCAGCCAGGAGGACGAGGAGGACGACUUCGAGGAGGAAUUAGCCUUCCCAGUUCGCAACUUCAGCCCCGUCCCGAGUGUCAUACCCUCCUUGGCCUCUGAUUUCCAGGAGGCCCAACGAGCCCCCCAGAACACCCCAAAGAUCCCACUGAAACCCUCGCCCCAGACUCGACGCUCCCACUCUGGACCCGUCAACUCACCUCGGGUGCCCCUCAGCAGAACCGAUCUACGAUUUGUCUUGGACUCUCGGUACAAACCCAAGGGGACCUCAGCUGAUACCUUCCGCCCGAGAUCUCUUGUCCAGCCGUACAAGCCGCGCGGGCCGGAUGGCUUCCCCUUCCGGACUCCCCGGAACCUACCAGAAGUCAAGAAAGAACUCUUGUACCUGGACCAUGAGCACCUUAGAUAUCACCUCCCUCCGGACUUCACUCUGGAGGAUUUUCAGGUGGAGGUCGGGGCGUACGGCAGACCGCUUCAGCGGGAAACACUGAAGAAAGCCAUACUCUCCAAACAGAACUACAAAAAGCUGACAACGCUGUUUGCGUCAUUUGUUGAGGAACCUGUCCAAGAAAAAGUUAACACUGUGGAAUUAAAAGGUGAGGAGAUCCCGGAGGUCGUACCCAGAGUACCCCAGCACCAACUCUUGAUCGAGAUGGCCAGCAUCAUCCAUCAGCAGAUGAGGAACAUGAUCAAUGAGGAGAUGAUCGGUAGCCUACCGGGCCAGGAGACGGAGCAGUCGGCGCUGACGUCAGCUCUUAUGACCCCCGCCCUCGCUGCCUUGGCAUACCAACAAGCUGAAACGGCUUCCGGAAACCUGGCAGUGUUUUCUAGGCAAGCAGAAUCAACAAAUGAGGUCAUGUUCAACAUGCCGGUCUCCAAGUACUUCCAGGGAUCUCGCAGGAGCAACUCUCCUUUCAAUGAGCAAGAUUCAUCACAAAUCACUCCAUCGGAGCUGGCCAUCUUGGACUGUCUGGUCAAUGGCGGACUUGCUCUCAGCUUGAAGGCUCAUUUCAUCCUAGCCAUGCCUGAGAUUACACCACUGACAAAGACUCUGACGUAUUUGAAUUUAUCCUUCAAUGACUUCAGGGUGUUUCCCUCGGAGGUCCUGACCUUGAGAAGCCUGGAGGUUCUCAAGUUACGCAACAAUCCACUGAAGGAGCUGCCCUUUGACAUCCACCGUUUGUCCAAACUCCGGACGUUGGUGGUGUCCUUCAAUCUCAUCACCUCGUUGCCGCCAAGCUUGUUCACAUUGCCGCUUCAGUUUCUGGACCUGUCCUACAACAAGCUGACGUUCCUGCCCAGUGAAAUAAGACACCUAAGGUCAACCCUGCGUGAGCUGAAUGUAGAAGGCAACCAGCUACCGGCCCUGCCCUGCUCCGCCCUCAAACUGAGGAAAUUACGCUACCUGAGGGUGACUAAUAACUUCAUGCAUCCACUCUUCUGGAAAGAGAACAGCCAGAAUGAACCACAGAGACUGCUGGACUUGUCGUCCUUGGCUGUGAAGCAGAGUGGGUUAGACAUAUUCAGACCCAGCUUGCUUCCAGAUUCCCUACACUCUGUGCUCAAUCGCUACUCUAGAUGUGAUUGUUGUCAGGGUCCACUGUACGGUCCAGGCCUGCGGAUCAUCCGGCCCUGCAGUAAGGCCUUCGGAGUGCGCAAGCUGCCCUUCAUCUUCACGUCUUGCUCCCCGUACUGCCGCGACACCUUCUUGACGAGUGUAGAGUCCCUCACGCAGAUGCUGUACAUGGAUGAUGACUGAUGACGACCCGAGUGUCGAUUUAGACCCCCAAGCCCUGCUGCUUCUUGUGUGCUUCAGUGUCUCGGAAUAUUGCUUGAAAGGAAACAAUUCUACAAAAGGAGGAACCCAAACACUCUGCAUCUUGGAGAAGGUUCAGCCGGGGAUCUUUAUUCAAAUAGUUUUGAAUUUGUUAUGUAACUUACAUUGACAAAUGUGUAAGGACUUAAAGAAUCAGUCUAGUCUAAUUAAGACUACUGAUUCUUUAACUUAUAAAGAUUUAUGUAACUAUUCCAUUUUAUUGAACAAGACAUUGUUUCAGCGUUUGAUAGCCGUCCUUUUACAUAAUUUUGUUUAAUUGCAAAUUGAAAAUUUUGUAAAUAUAUUGAACUGUGUUUAAAUAUUUUCUUUUUAUA
Patiria miniata (bat star) is the source of this 2393-nucleotide messenger RNA. RefSeq lists its product as uncharacterized. Bases 88 to 2001 code for a protein of 637 amino acids. Gene Ontology annotation, molecular function: protein binding. The record is from RefSeq and is a predicted model, not a curated record. The transcript has 11 exons. Lineage: Eukaryota; Metazoa; Echinodermata; Asteroidea; Valvatida; Asterinidae.